Messenger RNA from Linum tenue, 3303 nucleotides. NCBI's taxonomy places the organism in Eukaryota, Viridiplantae, Streptophyta, Magnoliopsida, Malpighiales, Linaceae. The record is from the annotation of a GenBank genome assembly.
GUGAUUCCGCGCGGGUCUAGGUUUAGCGCUCGCACUUUUCUUCGUGCAACGGCAGCACCCACGAGAAGGCACGAGACCCUCCGCAUCGUCACUCUGGCCGGAACCAACUCGACGUGACUCCAUUCUCACCUUGAAUCUGACUCUGGAAUACCUAAUUCUUCGCCUCUCUCUUUCAAAUUGUUUGAAUCAGUGUUUGGUCGUUCCGCGCUUUUCCGCUGAAGUGGGUUUUGAAUCGAUUCCGCGGUUGCUCCGGUUUCGAGCUCGGAUUCUGUGCGGUUGGAAAUUGGACGACUCGCUCGCUCUGUUGGUCCUCUCUGUCUACCCGUUGUGAAGAGUGCUCUUGGGUCUGGGUCUAAUGGCUGAUGAUCAAAUUGAUUUUGAGGAUGAGGAAUAUGGAGGGGCUCAAAAGUUGCACUUCCAGGGAAAUGGUGCCAUUCCUGCUCUUGCGGAGGAAGAAAUGGGGGAUGACGAUGAAUAUGAUGAUCUUUAUAAUGAUGUGAAUGUUGGUGAGAAUUUCCAACAGAUGCAUCGAUCUGAACCACCGGCUCCCCCUGCUAACACGAACAAUGGGGCAUUCCAAACUUCUAAUGCUCCCGAAUCAAGAGUCCAGGCACCAGCCGGGGGUGUUGGUGUGCAAGGGGUAAACAUACCUGGAGUUGUUGCUGAAGGGAAAUACUCCAAUCCUCCGGCACAGUUUCAAGAGAAAAAAGAAGUUCCCGAUAUAAUCAAGGGACCAGAAAAUGGUUCAGCGGGGUACCCGGAUUCAUCUGCUUCAAAUAAAGGUAAGGUCUUGGAGAUGGCACAUGAUACACAAGUUCGUAGUAUGGGAUUUCAAGGAGCAGCAUCGAUAUCAUCCAAUAUGGGGGUUAAUCCUUCUGAUACAGCUAGAAAGGUUCCCAUUGAACCGCAACAUUUGCCAAGUACUGGAACAGGUAGUCUGACAAAUGUUCCACAGAUUCCAGCUAAUCCUAUGAACAUGAACAUGGAUACCAAUAUCAUAAGUGGAAAUCAGAUCAGGCCUCCUGUAGACAAUGGUGCAACUAUGCUGUUUGUUGGAGAAUUGCAUUGGUGGACAACUGAUGCAGAGCUUGAAAGUGUUUGUUCUCAGUAUGGAAGAGUCAAGGAGAUUAAGUUCUAUGACGAAAGAGCUAGUGGUAAGUCAAAGGGUUACUGCCAAGUUGAAUUUUAUGAGGCAGUCUCUGCUGCUGCUUGCAAAGAGGGAAUGAACGGAUUUAUGUUCAAUGGCCGAGCAUGUGUUGUGGCCUUUGCUUCUCCACAAACAAUGAAGCAAAUGGCAGCUUCUUACAUGAACAAGAAUGACAAUCAGCCUCAGGCACAGACACAGGCAAGGAGGCCUAUGAAUGAUGGUGCUGGAAGGGGCGGUGCUAUGAAUAAUUAUCCAGUUGGAGAUGGUGGGAGAAACUUCGGAAGGGGUGGGUGGGGACGUGGUGCACCAGGUGUUCUCAACAAAGCUCCUGGGGUUGGAGGUCCAAUUAGGGGAAGAGGAGGCAUGGGUGCUAAGAGUAUGAUGGGAGGUGGUGCUGGUGUUGGAGGCGGCAUGAAUGGGGGAGGCUAUGGACCGGGCCUUGGUGGUCCUGCAUUUGGUGGUCCUGGUGCUGGAAUGAUGCCUCCACAGGCAAUGAUGGGAGCUGGAUUCGAUCCAACAUACAUGGGUAGAGGGGCUGGCUAUGGAGGAUUUGGAGGAGGUCCUGGCUUUCCGGGCAUGCUUCCUCAAUUUCCAUCUGUUAACACAAUGGGACUUGCAGGGGUGGCUCCUCAUGUCAACCCAGCAUUCUUUGGUCGUGGUAUGGCUCCUAAUGCUAUGGGGAUGAUGGGUGGUACCUCAGGAAUGGAAGGACCGGGCAUGGGAAUGUGGUCUGAGACCGGCAUGGGUGGAUGGGGAGAAGAGCAUGGAAGAAAGACUAGAGAAUCAAGUUAUGGUGCUGAAGAUGGUGCCUCUGACUAUGGUUAUGGAGAGGCAAGUCAUGAAAAGAAUGGACGCUCAAGUGCUGCCUCUCGGGAGAAAGAGAGACCUUCUGGUCGUGACUGGUCGGGGACGUCUGAUAGGGGGCACCGUGAGGAGAGGGAGCAGGACUGGGACAGAUCUGAAAGGGAUCAUCGGGAGCCCCGUCACAAGGAGGAAAAGGAUGGCUAUAGAGAUCACCGAAAGAGAGAACGCGACUCAGGUUAUGAUGAUGACUGGGAUAGGAACAAGGCUUCUUCUAGGCAUCAGAGCAGGUCACGGGCAGUGCCUGAAGAAGAUCACAGGUCAAGGUCACGUGAUACGGAUUAUGGAAAGAGGAGACGUCAGCCAUCAGAGUGAUACAAUUUGACUAUGCCUUUACAUGUGGACUUAUUUUCUGUCCUCUUGGGUCGCGGAACCAGAACAGCAGCCCUUGCAGUUUCUACUUUGACCUAAACUGCAGAAAGUGACCUCUUGGGGGAAGAAGGAGUGCAGUGGACUACUCCUAUUUUUUCAAUGAUUGAAUUCAACUGUAAUGGUUGCUUGGAGGAAGAUGUGUUAGAUGGCUGUCUUCACUGGAUUCCUCCCUUAGUAGUAGUUUGUUUUUGCAAAGGUUUCGAAAGAAGCCACAAUUGUCAUUGGCUCAUGACGACCUGGUGUCGUUUUUUUUAUGUAAAUCACCAUUGUCUCUCUCGAAACGUGUAAAUUUGGUCCUUGGCAUGUAAGUGGCCUCUUUUGAUAGCAUCUUUGUUCUGUAUUUUGCCCUGUGAGUCAGCUUUUAUUGCUGCAAGGUCCAUAUUUGUACAUGACGAACCCCCUUGUAAUUUGCCUUAUGUAAUCUGUUAUACCCUAGAAGAGCCGGAGUAGAGGCCGCAAAUAGUUCAUAGUGACUUCCUUAUGUAAUCUUGUCACUACAAGUCACAAACACAGAUGAGGAGUCACUGAGGACUUGUCAUUUGCAUGUAAAUAACUUUUAGCAUAGCUCAGACUCAUUCUUUUAGGAGUAUUCAGAAGUGCAGGCUGCUGCUUGCAGAUGGCUGGGACUGAACAAAUUUCGUUGUCCUGAGGUCAUAUUAUGCAUGUCGAUUUCUGUAUCGGCACCUAGAAAGGUAUCGGUUGUAUCGUAUAUAGCAAUUCUUUGUACAGAUCUUUAGUUUGUAACUUGCAAGAGAUUUGUAGAUUUCUUCCAUUGAUUCGGGACAUUGUAGAGAAUCUGAUACAGUGUCUGAUAGGAAGCUUCUUUGCGGAUUUUGUACUCAGGUAGUUCGUUUCUCUUGUGUGAAGUGCACAAUUGUACAAUUUUCUUGCGACCUUGUUAUUCUCUUGGUUACUAUCUGUAC